Messenger RNA from Emiliania huxleyi CCMP1516, 2584 nucleotides. RefSeq lists its product as hypothetical. The coding region runs from base 80 to 2359 and encodes 759 amino acids. The transcript is spliced from 11 exons. The record is from RefSeq and is a predicted model, not a curated record. NCBI's taxonomy places the organism in Eukaryota, Haptophyta, Isochrysidales, Noelaerhabdaceae.
UUUUGGCGUGAGCCAAAGAAACUCCCCCCCGGCUGUAAACCGACAUGGUACACGCCCAGUAGCGCUUGGGCCGACCGACAUGAUGCCCGCCCAGGAGGGCGUGCGCCGCCGGCUUCCACGAAUAGCGCCCGCGGUCAAGAAUGCCGCGCAGCGGGCGCGGCAGGUCGCACGGAACGUGAGCAGCGGCGCGACGCGGCUUGCGAGGGCGCGACAGGAGCGGCUCGCGACGGUGGACCUCUCGGCGGCGGUGCUCCUACUCGGCUGCGCCAUCGUGCUGCCGCUCUUCACCUUUGCCGUCGCCUACUCCAUCUCGCACCGCAUCUUCUCCUCUUACCCCGAGGAGGACCGCUGGCCAAAAGGGUACUUCAUAUCGGCGGCGCUCGACCUUCAACCCGCGUCCAACUUUGGCGCCUUCUCCCACUGCCGCGCUCGCGCCUUCUUCCUCACGGUCGCGCUCGCCUCGACCGUCGCCGUCGCCGUCAUCCGCCACAUGAUCGUCGCCCGUCGCCUCCCGGCUGGCUGCGAGGCGCUGCACCGCACUUCGCUCUUCCUCUCGCUCGCGUCUGCUCUCGGCGGCAACGGCGUCGCCGCAUUUCCUCACAACUCGUCGCGCGCGAUACACAACACGAUGGCCGCCCUCUUCUUCCUGGGCAACCUGUUCCACUUCUGGAUCGAGACGCUGCUCGAGUUCCGCGAGCCGCUCGGGGUGCGCGCCGGGCAGAGCGCCACCCGGUUCUGGCACACUGCGAUCUGCGCAUUGGCGCUCGUCUUGACGGCGGCCUCCAUGUCCCGGGGGGGCGGGGGGGGGAUCGGCCACAUCCUCGGCGAAGAGAUGGGCAAGCUCGACUUCGGCAUCGGAAAGUUCACCGCCGCGCUGGCGGAGAUCGCGACGGUCGCCUGUUUCCUCGUGUACAUUGGCACGUACUACCGCUCCUUCGCCGCCACGCGCAUCACCUUUGCCGUCGAGAAUUUCCUCACCCCUCCGUGCGGGCACGCGGUGCACGCCGCCUGCGCGCGGCUCGCCGGCGAAGCGCUGCCGUGCCCCGUCUGCGGCACGACCUGCGCUCGUUCGGACAUGUGGGAGACGUUUGCGCUUGGCGAGCGCUCGGACGAGGCGGAUUCGGCGGGCGGCGUGCGCGAGGUCGCCGAGCGGGACGCCCGCGCCCGCUGGUACCUCUGUGGCCGCCUGACGGCUCGCGCGGCGGCGCUCUCCGAGGCGGCGGCGGUGUCGCGGGCAGAGGCGGCGCGCAGCUGCGCAGAGCUGCCACAGCUGGCUGCUGUGGCGGCGGAGACGCGCGCGCGCAUCGCGAGCAAGGCGUCCGACGCCAAGCGGGCGAUCCAGCGCAAGCACGACGCCUCGGCCGCCGCCGACGCACCAAACGGCUCUGCCUGGCGGCGGCUGGCACGCCCCUUGCGCGGACAGGCUGGCGGGCCGUCCUCCGCGCGGCUGCUGGGCAGGCUACAGACGGCGCUCGGCGCGCUGCUCUCCGGCCAGCUGGCGGCGAUGAAGGCCGAGUAUGCGGAGCGGGUCAGGGAGCUCGGCGAGCUCACGCAUGCUGCGGCGGCGGCGCAGCGGCGGCGCGCGCGCGAGGAGAAGGCCGGGCAGGCGCGUGCGGCGCGUGCGAGGCGCGAGGAGGGGUGUCGGAACGGUCUCGGAAAGGUCUCGGAAGAGGCGGGCGAGGAGCUGGCUCGGGGGAGGGGCCCCAGACGGGGCGAGGCGGCGAGGGGCGUCGGGGAUCCGAGAGCAGCGGCGGCGCUUGUGCCAGCAGCGGCGGCACUUGUGCCAGCAGCGGCGGCACCGGCAGCAGCGGCGGCACCGGCAGCAGCGGCGGCAGCAGCGGCGGAGCUUGCGGCAGCGGCAGCGCCUGCGGCAGCGGGGCACGCGGCAUUGAGCGGCGGCUGGGGCGGGGAGGCUGCGGCCUCUGGUGCGUCGGUGUGGCGCAUGGCGUCGGCUCCGCCGCCCGCGCGGCCGCCGCUCGCCCCCGCCGCCCGCACGCUCAACUCGUUUCGCGGCGCGGCACAACUCGCCGUCGGCCGGCCGGCGCAGGCCGGCGACCCGCCGCGCGGGUACAUCCUCGGGGGAGCAAAGCCGGCACCGGCGCCGCGCGCUUUGGUCCCGCCCGCAGCCCCGCCCGCAGCCCCGCCCGCGGCCAGGCUGGCGGCGGCUAGCCGGCUCAGCGGUGGCACGCAGUCCGCCGCGGCGGCGAGAGAGGGCGCGCAGUCAGGCGCGCGCAAGAGGGCUGCACCCGCGGCCGGCAGUGCGGGCGCGGCGAGGCGGAGGGUCGGCGGCGGCGGCGCGCCGCCGUCCGCGAGCAUGCUGACGAUGGAGGCGUUCUUCCUCCGCCGGCCGGAGGCGUGAACGUGCGCGGGGUUGUUAUUAAUGGCGUUCCUACUGCCUCACAGACGCGGUCAGAGAGCGCCGUGGGCGUGGCGUGUCGCGUCCAGAGCGCGAGCGCGAGCAGGUCGAGGAGACUCGGAGUCGGCUCUUCUAGCAUCUGCGAGGUGUGCCGGCCGGCCGACGGCGAGGUGUAGGAUCCUAUAUACAGCGUACAGGUUGAGGGUAAAGCCGGGGUAAGGGUAAAGU